This is a messenger RNA of Alternaria viburni, 2991 nucleotides long. RefSeq lists its product as uncharacterized. Gene Ontology annotation, biological process: N-glycan processing; carbohydrate metabolic process. Gene Ontology annotation, molecular function: alpha-glucosidase activity; carbohydrate binding. The transcript is spliced from 3 exons. Lineage: Eukaryota; Fungi; Ascomycota; Dothideomycetes; Pleosporales; Pleosporaceae. The record is from RefSeq and is a predicted model, not a curated record. The coding region runs from base 1 to 2991 and encodes 996 amino acids. Gene Ontology annotation, cellular component: glucosidase II complex.
AUGAUUACUUUACGGAAGCAGCCUCCCCGGUGGACGGCUGUGUUUUUGGUGUUGGCGCUGUUGGCUUGCCUGUUCGUGCCAGCUGUAUCGGUCAAGCACGAGAACUUCAAAACAUGCAGUCAAUCAGGCUUCUGCAAGCGCAACCGCCAGUUCGCCGAUGACGUCUCCGCUUCGAGCUCCUGGACCUCGCCCUACGUUCUCGACCCUGCCUCGAUCACGUUCAAAGAUGGCCAAUUAGAUGCCGUCGUGCUCAAGACACUGAAGGAAGGCGAAGAGAAAGCUCGCUUGCCGCUUACCGUUACAUUCCUCGAAUCGGGCGUGGCACGCGUUACUCUUGACGAAGAGAAGAGGGCCAAGGGCGACAUCCAACUGCGACACGACAGUCAAGCGCGGAAGGAGCGAUACAACGAGGCGGCGCAAUGGACUCUCGUUGGAGGGCUAGACCCGUCCAAGGGCGCUGCUUUCAACCCCGAGACGGAAGAUGGCUACACCAAGGUUGUCUACGGCAAGGGCAGCAAGCACCAAGCCGUCAUCCGCCAUGCGCCCUUCGGCAUCGAGUUCCAACGCGAUGGCGAGACGCAAGUCAAGUUCAAUGAGCGCGGCUACAUGAACGUCGAACAUUGGCGACCCAAGGUCGAGAAGCCCCAAGAGGAGAAGAAGGAGGGCGAGGAGGAAGUCAAGGAGGAAGAGAAGAAGGCUGAAAUUCUAGAGGACGAAAGCACGUGGUGGGACGAGAGCUUUGGUGGCAACACAGACAGCAAGCCGAGAGGCCCUGAGGCUGUUGCGCUAGACAUCACGUUCCCUGGAUACGCGCACGUCUUUGGUAUCCCAGAGCACGCGACAAGGCUAUCUCUCAAGACCACCAGGGGCGGCGACAAUGCCUACACCGAGCCAUACCGACUGUACAACGCCGACGUCUUCGAGUACGAGAUGGACAGCCCCAUGACCCUCUACGGCGCCAUUCCAUUCAUGCAAGCCCAUCGCAAGGGUUCCACCGUCGGUGUCUUUUGGCUCAACGGUGCCGAGACCUGGAUCGACGUGACAAAGAAGAGGAACACUGCGAACCCGCUCGCUCUUGGUGUUGAAGGUCAUACCGAUACUGAGACGCAUUGGAUGUCUGAGAGUGGUCUGCUGGACGUCUUUGUCUUCCUCGGACCGACUCCUCAAGACCUCACUCGCCAGUAUGGUGAGCUGACUGGUUACACGGCUAUGCCCCAGUCCUUCGCUAUCGCCUACCACCAGUGUCGAUGGAACUACGUCACCGAUGAGGAUGUCAAGGACGUCGACCGCAGGUUCGACAAGUUCAACAUCCCGUACGACGUUAUCUGGCUUGACAUUGAAUACACACAGGAAAAAAAGUACUUCACCUGGGAUCCUCUGACCUUCGCCAAUCCCGAAGGCAUGCAGCAGCAGCUCGACAAGCGUGACAGGAAGCUUGUUGCGAUCAUCGACCCUCAUAUCAAGAAUACGAACGAUUACCCGAUAAUCGACGAGCUGAGGAAGAAGGACCUCGCUGUCAAGAACAAGGAAGGUAAGCAGUACGAGGGUUGGUGCUGGCCUGGCUCAUCCAUGUGGAUCGACUGCUUCAACCCGGCUGCCAUCGACUGGUGGAAGGGCUUGUUCAACUAUGACAAGUUCAAGGGCACUGCCCAUAACACCUUUAUUUGGAACGACAUGAACGAGCCCUCGGUGUUCAACGGCCCGGAGACAACCAUGCCCAAGGACAACUUGCAUCACGGUAACUGGGAGCAUCGCGAUGUUCACAACAUCAACGGUAUGACUUUCCACAACGCGACAUACCAAGCCAUCACGGAGCGCAAGAAGGGCGAGGUUCGCCGUCCCUUCGUGCUAACCCGAGCUUUCUACUCUGGUAGUCAGCGUACUGCUGCCAUGUGGACUGGCGAUAACCAGGCUGAGUGGAGUCAUCUUGAGGCUUCCAUCCCCAUGGUCCUCAACCAGGGUAUCUCCGGCUUCCCCUUCGGUGGUGCAGAUGUUGGAGGUUUCUUCGGUAACCCAAGCAAAGAACUCUUGACUCGCUGGUACCAGGCUGGUAUCUACUACCCAUUCUUCCGUGGCCACGCUCAUAUCGACACUCGUCGUCGUGAGCCAUACGUCGCUGGCUCUCCAUACACGGAGAUCAUUACUCAGGCCCUUCGUCUUCGUUACCAGCUUCUGCCUGCCUGGUACACUGCUUUCCAUGAGGCUCACACAACUGGUGCGCCUAUCAUCCGACCCAACUUUUGGGUCCACCCUGCCGACGAGCGUGGUUUCGAAGUCGACGACCAACUCUAUAUUGGUUCCACUGGUCUUCUCGCCAAGCCAGUCACAAAGGAGGGUGCUGACAGUGUGUCUAUCUACAUCGCGGACGAUCAGCCCUAUUACGACUACUUUGACUUCACCACCUACAGCGGCGCUGGUCACCACACUGUACCAGCUCCUCUCGAGAAAAUUCCUCUUCUCAUGCAGGGCGGCCAUGUCAUUCCACGCCGCGACCGUCCUCGUCGUUCCUCUGGCCUCAUGAAGUACGACCCCUUCACUCUAGUCAUCGCUCUCGACAAAGACGGAAACGCUGCCGGCACCCUGUACGUUGACGACGGCGAGACCUUCGACUACGAAAUGGGUGCCUUCAUCCACCGCCGCUUCUCCUUCGACGGCACCCGCCAGAUUUUCACUUCGUCCAACCUCGACUCCAACAAACGUACUGUCAAGUGCGAGAAGUAUCUCAAGACGAUGGAGAAGGUGCGCGUCGAGAAGAUCAUUAUUGUCGGCGCACCCAAGGCUUGGAAGGACAAGUCUGAGGUCGUCGUCAUGCAGGAGGGUGAGAAGGAGACGCAGAGGAAGAAGCCCGUGCCGCUUGAGUUCCAUGCUGCUGAGGGUAAGAAGGCUGCGUAUGCGGUAGUCAGGGACCCGCGGGUGUUUAUUACCAGAGGGUGGAAGAUCGAUUUCGCGGAGAAGGGUGCCGGGCACGAGCAUCAUGGCCAUGAACAUUGA